AUGUCGGAAGAAAUUGGACCACAAAUUCCAGCUCAUUUACGUAAUGAGGAGAGAGCAUCUGUACCAGAAAUUGGUCCGCAGUUAUGUGACUCAAUUGAGCGAUCUUCUAAACACGAUUCUGAGGUUUCCGAGGAUACUCCUAUUGAUCCAAUGUUACCUCAAGGAAGAGCGUUACCUAAUUAUAAAAAGCGUGUAAUUGGCCCUGCAGUAAUGCCUCCUCCGGGAUAUAGUCACCAAGAAGAGAAAGAAGAAGAAGACAUAAUAGGUCCAAUACUUCCGAAGGGUUUUAAAGAAGGGAGCGAUGACAGUAAUUUACAAAAAACAAUUCAAGAAUUUGAGGAACGAGCAGAGAAAAUGCGCAAAGCUCUUGAACCAAAUGAUCAAGGCGAUAAACCUUUACAACGUGGAGAAUGGAUGUUGGUGCCACCGGAAACAAAAUUUCUAGGAGAAACUCCAACUAAUAUGCGAUCACGUCAAUUCAAGAAGAAAACACAAGAUCCAAGUAACAGCGAUAAUUCACUUUGGACGGAGACUCCUGCUGAAAGGGAAGAAAGGCUGAAAAAACAGGCAACUUCUAAUCAAAAAAGGAAACAUGCCAAAGAUGAAGAUGAUGAACCAAUAAAAUAUACUCGCAUUGACUUAGAAACGGCAGAAAAAGUGAAGGAAUAUAACGAAUUGUAUCGGCCAAAAUCUCUUUUGGAGACGCAUUCUGAAAAUUACGUUAAAUCACGUAAAUGGCAAGAUGAUGACGCAAGUAAACGAUCUUUUGAUCGUGAAAAAGAUGUAUUAGGUACACGUCGUAUGGAUUCGCGCAAGCGCAAAGAGUUCUUGGACAAUGCGAAAGGAUUAGGUUCAAAAUUUGGGCACGGUAAACAUGGAUCGUUUUUGUAA
Molecule: messenger RNA, 891 nt
Organism: Rhizophagus irregularis DAOM 181602=DAOM 197198
Lineage: Eukaryota; Fungi; Glomeromycota; Glomeromycetes; Glomerales; Glomeraceae
Source: RefSeq, a predicted model, not a curated record